GUGCCCCCAUCCCCCUGCCCGUCCCGUUCGGCCAUUUGCACAGAGCAGCCAGCCCGAGCCCGGCAACGAAGCCCCUCUGACCACCGGGGCUUGGGAUUUCUCCGAGCCAUAAAAGAGAGGGAGAGGCCCCAAAAGGAGGAGGCUACCAACACUCCCGUCCAAGCAGCCGCAGCGCCCGCCUGCAGUACCCCCCAAGCCCAACGCCAAUGGCUCCCUCUCGCGCCGCCGCCGCCCCCUUGGCGCUCUGCUGCAUUCUGCUGCUCGCGUCUUCCUCCGCCGCGUUCUUGCUCGACGGCGGGAAGUCGGCGGCGAAGGGCAAGGCCAAGGGCAACGGCAAGGCGGCUGUCGACGUGGAGUGGCGGCCGGCCACCGCGACGUGGUACGGCGACGCCGAGGGCGACGGCAGCACCGGGGGAGCGUGCGGGUACGGGACGCUGGUGGACGUGGUGCCGAUGAAGGCGAGGGUGGGGUCGGUGAGCCCGGUGCUGUUCAAGGGCGGCGAGGGGUGCGGCGCCUGCUAUAAGGUGCGGUGCCUCGACCAUGGCAUCUGCUCGCGCCGCGCCGUCACCGUCAUCGUCACCGACGAGUGCCCCGGCGGCGGCCUCUGCGGCGGCGGCAACACGCACUUCGACCUCAGCGGCGCCGCCUUCAGCAGGAUGGCCGUCGCCGGCGCCGGGGCGCACCUGCGCGACCGUGGGCAGCUCAAGGUGAUCUACCGAAGGACGGCGUGCAAGUACGGCGGGAAGAACAUCGCGUUCCACGUGAACGAGGGGUCGACCAGCUUCUGGCUCUCGCUGCUCGUCGAGUUCGAGGACGGCGAGGGCGACAUUGGAUCCAUGCAGCUGAAGCAGCGAAUUGGGGGUAAAUGGAGCUAUCUUAUUAGCCUUUCGUUGCCUUUAUCGGUGGGAACAAGCUUGGUGGGCUGCAUUGGACGAAUGUGCAACAGGACCGCAUAUUUUCCCCUUUGCGAAAAUGCGUGCAUGUGAGUUGGUCGUCCCUCCACUGUCUUUGAUGUGGUCGGAGACAUACUGCACUGUUGCUUUGCUUUUGCCCUCAUGCCUCUGCUGGCUAGCAUUUGUACCGUCGUUGGCUAGGCAUUCAUCAUCAAGCCCAUGCCGUGUCCUUGGAACAACAACCUGAGGUUCUAGAACGGCAAGUUUUCACCCAGACUAGUAGGGAGUAAUAAAGAAGUAGUAUAACAGCAAGUGAACCAAAUCCAAACACUGUUUAUAUUGCACUAAACCAGGUUAAAUAUGCAAAAGGACUGCCUUUUUCUUACAUUGUCUACCGCACACUGUGGUCAAACCCUUGAGUGAAGACGCAUGAUUGUCUUUGGCGCAUAUGAUUCCCAUUUGGAGCAUACAUGUAAAGAGGCAUCCAAUGUUAUUUUCUGGAGACAAAUGUAUAAAAGCAUCCAAUGUGGGCGGCGGCAGCACCGAAAGAUGGAACACGAACCCUGUCCCAGGAACUCCACUGCCCCGUGCUGGCCAAAUGAUGCUGCCGCUUUACCUCGCUCUCGCUCUCUGUCAUUAGGGCUAAAGACCAAGAAACAGCCCAGGCAUGCGGCUCUGCCCCUGGCUUUUGCACCUGCUAAUGCUUUCAUCCCAUGGCUGUUUGGACCGUGGACUCGUAGCAUCCUAGGGUUCUGGAGCCGAGUUUUUGCACGAUGUUGCGCUGCCUGCAAAGCGAGUUUCAGGCUCUGCUACUGCUCAUUUUGCUCUGUGUAUCUUAUCGGAUUCAUCGGGCGUUCAUCGGUGCUUAUAUAUGAUGUGUGUGUGCUUUGUUUUGUUUCACGUGGUGCGUGGCUGCAGGCGAACUCGGCGGAGUGGAUGGACAUGAAGCACGUG
Molecule: messenger RNA, 1847 nt
Organism: Hordeum vulgare subsp. vulgare (domesticated barley)
Lineage: Eukaryota; Viridiplantae; Streptophyta; Magnoliopsida; Poales; Poaceae
Product: expansin-B17-like
Exons: 4
Coding region: 207-986 (259 amino acids)
Biological process (GO): sexual reproduction
Cellular component (GO): extracellular region; plasmodesma
Source: RefSeq, a predicted model, not a curated record